GCACAAGAAGAAAUUACACUUUAACGAAAAAUUUCUCAAAUGUCAGAGAAUGAAUUUAAAUUACCGCAAGGGUGGCUCAGGGAUGGUAGUCUAUUGUAUAGACCAUACCUAAACCCAAAGCCUUCCAGGGCAUUCGCUAUAUUCGAUAUGGAUAACACACUAAUGGUCACUCCUAGCUAUUACGUGGAAGAAUUAGCCAGAGGAAUGGACUUACCAAAGGCUAAACCAGCAAUAGAAAAUGAUUAUGUUCUCUUUGCGCCAAAUGUAAGAGAAAAACUACAGACAGAACACUCCAACGGAAGGGGAGUUUUGAUCUUCUCCAACCAACGUGGAAUGUUGAAUAACGUUCCGCUAGCCUAUGUUAUUAUCGCCAGAAUAGAACUGCUUCUUAAAGAUUUGGAUGUUCCCCUAUAUAUAAUACUAGCAACGGAGCAUAACAUUUGCCGUAAACCAGGUCCAGGAAUGUUAUUGUACUAUGAAAAGCAUCUAAACGGAGGUAUUAAAGUUGAUAGAAAAUCGUCUAUUUAUGUUGGUGAUGCUGCCGGACGCAAACAAACGAGAGAAACGGCUAAAAUAAUGAUGCAAAAUUUGCUACAUAUGCUAAAAUCCACAGACUUUACAGACCAUAAAUACAAGCAAAAGGAUAAAAAUGGAAAUCUAAUACCAGUGGACGCUGAAUCUAUAAUUAAAAAAUUAACAAUUUCUAAACUGCGUAAUUGGAUGGUCUCAGAUUUUUCAGAUUGUGAUCUCAAAUUUGCGCUGAAUAAUGAUAUACCAUUUAACACACCCGACGAAUAUUUUUACGGCUUGGAUCAACCAACCCCUGUUAUUGAUCUUGUUCCAUCAGAAAUAGGAUCUCAACCGUUCUUUCCACCUAUUUCAAAUGGUCUAAUCAUCAUAGUAGGACCGCCAUCCAGUGGGAAAACAUUCUUUUGUGCUAAUUUAUUUCCAAACUUUGUUAGAAUUACUCCGGAUGAUUUCCCCACUUUAGAAGCAUGCAACAAAGAAAUCGCAAAAAUCCUUAAAACUGGAAAAAAUGUGAUCAUAGAUGGCACAAAUCACCUAUACAAAAUAAGGGCUAGCUUUAUAAAAACUGGAAAGGGAGCAGGCGUAACUGUCUCCCUUGUAUACAUAAACGUCAAAUUACCGUUUCCCACACAUGUAAAUAAACUUAAAAUGAUGCUUUCCGACGAAUUUAGCAUAGGACUCAUUGGAGAAACACUUAAACCCGUACCAUCAAUAGUAUACGGCAAAGGCAAAAUAACGACAUAUUUUAGAAAUCUGCAGCCACCUUCAUUGGAUGAAGGAAUGGAAGGACUAUUCACACUCUCAGAAACCACAUUUCCAUUCACACACAACGCAUUCUCAAAAAUUUAUCUCCCAUAA
Messenger RNA from Theileria equi strain WA, 1386 nucleotides. Its product is annotated as polynucleotide kinase- 3'-phosphatase, putative. The transcript is spliced from 7 exons. Gene Ontology annotation, biological process: DNA repair. The coding region runs from base 40 to 1386 and encodes 448 amino acids. Gene Ontology annotation, molecular function: double-stranded DNA binding; ATP-dependent polydeoxyribonucleotide 5'-hydroxyl-kinase activity; polynucleotide 3'-phosphatase activity. The record is from RefSeq and is a predicted model, not a curated record. NCBI's taxonomy places the organism in Eukaryota, Apicomplexa, Aconoidasida, Piroplasmida, Theileriidae.